AUGGCGUCGGCAGUGCAUUUACCAUGCGACCGCAAACAGACGCGCCGGAUGCGCCAUCGCGCCGCGAGGCAGAUCACUGACGUGCUGGAAGUGUGUCUCAACUCGACCCGCACGAAGGAGCAGUGGUCGCGAUUACGUCGCGAGAAGCACGAGGAGCUGUACGCCAAGAGCACCAAACGAGGAGUGACGAACAACGGCCCGUCCGUCGAUUACUUGGCUGUCAACGAGGCGUCGUGCGGGUUCGAAGAAGCGGUUGCUCUCUUGCACUUCGACUCGACCGCUCGAUUUCGACUCCUGAUGAAGCUCUUGCACGGUCGCGACUUCAAAGAUGGGGCGUUGAUGGCGAUAGGCACAGACGACCAGCUCGCGCUCGAUGGGUUGGCCGCCGACACGCAGCACGCAGCGAUUCGGUUCACCUAUCGGGACCACCGCAAGUCCGUACUCCUGCGGGACCAGCACCUGACGUUUUUCCAGACGCUCAAAGUGUUGCUCCCCGACACGCUGCCGGAACACGAACGCGACUACCGCAAUGCUGCCGCUUCCUUGUCAGCAACUGCACUACCUUUGACUGGGCCGAGUGCACGUCCGAACGGCGGAGUGCACAAACGGACGGUCGCCCUGAGCUGGCUGCCAUUCCCUCGCUCGCACGGUGCGAGUCAGCAGGAACCAGCGCGGCAGGUCGACUUGCAGUACACGUUGAUCGUCGAGGAGAUAGCUGUGCAUCGACUGCGUCUCUCGUGUGUGACCAGCUCGUACCACGAGCAACACAAGCGCGCGUCGACCAGCUCGCCCUGGACCGCACGAGCCAUUGCACGGCGACUUGCGCUGCGAUCGGUUGGCAAACUCGAGGCGGCUGUUGCAGCCGCUCGACUUGGCGGCUGUCAGUUUGUGGCACCGCAUCAGUGGGUGAGAAAUGAAGACCGCGCGCGUUGUGUGGUCUGCUGGAAACGCUUCCACGCUCUCUUUCGCCGUCGACACCACUGUCGUCUCUGCGGAGAGGUCAUUUGCGGCUCGUGCUGCUCAUUGCGCACGACGAACGUCGUCAAUGUCGAGACGAGGGCAGCGCAAAAGACCCGCAUCUGCCACAUGUGCCACAACGAGGCGCGACUCCCGACCGGAGCGCUUGCGUUCUCGAGCGGCAACCCGCGCCACAUUCAUACCAGCACCAGACGCGUUUGCGUCGAUCGUCCACGUCAGGAACAGCCUCCGUUGCUUGAAUCGGACUCCGAUGUCGAACUUCCUCGAUCAGCACGAGCAGAUUCAGCGGAUCGGAGCGACGUGACACUCUCGCCCUUUGAAGUGCUGUCGCCGUCAGUUGAUCUCCUGGUAUCGGAACGGACGAUGUCAGAGACCCUCGAAGCGAGCAGCGGGAUGUGGGACUUGGCCCGAGUCGAGAGUGACGGCUACAUUGGCGCACUGCCCGAUCGAACGACAGAUACGGCUGUCACCAGUAGCAAGAUCAUCUCGAUCAAGUCGAUCGCACGUCGCACGAAAACCUUGUGGCAGGCAAUGCCGUCUACCACAACAAGCAGCAAAGCGCUAUGGCCGUUUCGAGCACCGGAUUCGAGCAGCAGCGUCAACUCGACAUGUAGCGUGCAUUCGUCCGAGUGGGCUGGCGGACGAAGAAGCAUUGGUGGUGGGUUCGAGGCCUCGAUUCUCGAGGAUAGCAGCUCGAGGUCGUUCCUGCAUCCAUCAGUCGCAGUGUCGAGGUCGAAACGGACAACGACGCAGCCGAUGGUGGGAAUCACAGCCGAGGCAAGCAGCUAUAGCUCUGUUGAACGGUCGUUCCGGGCAUCCUGUGAGCUCGUCCACUCGAAGGAGCUAGACGAGGAAGACUCGAGAUGGUUUACGUAUCGCCGAACGUCCUUGAUGAGCUCGAACGCCGGUUUGCUUGACCAGGAGUCAAGUGCUUACGAAGGCUGUUUCUUGCCAACACUCGAUAUAGCACGCGAAGCAGAGCGUCUGAAGCUGCUGGAUCUGAUUGUCUCGCCUGCCUGUACGCUCGUGGAUCGCACGGUCAUGCAUCGCAGCUGUGAGAUUGCUGCCGCUGCCUUUGGUCUGAGUGCUGCUUUUAUCGCACGAGUCGACGAGACCUUUGUGAUGAUCGAGCACAGCAUUGGGACUUGCAGUUUGUCACCUCUCGAUGUGAUCUUGCGGCGCGAGUCGUUGUGUGAUUUCGUCCUCUGUCAACCUCAAUGCCAACCUCUGGUAGUCGUAGACUGCCUCGUUGAUCCACGCACUCGAGAUCUUCCAAUGGUACAGCACCUGUGCAUGCGCUUUUUUAUUGGCAUCAGCGUAUGUGUCCGCGGUCUCCCCAUCGCGUGCCUGUGCGCUUUCGAACAAGGGGACGGCAAACAGUACGAAGGAGACGGAGAACUAGUGUCGGCAUCAUACUGCGAGUUGGAUAUUCUGAGAAAUGCCGCGCGUCGCAUGGAGGAUGAGCUGGAAAGCCUUGUCCACGGCUUAGAGUUGUGCUAG
Hyaloperonospora brassicae is the source of this 2478-nucleotide messenger RNA. The record is from the annotation of a GenBank genome assembly. Lineage: Eukaryota; Oomycota; Peronosporomycetes; Peronosporales; Peronosporaceae.